AUGAGGAAAUUCGCGCUGCGCUACGGCUUUCUGUCGACAUAUCAGGGGACAGUAUUCGUCAAGCGGACAUAUGACUUCGCCUUCUGUGUCUCCCCACCGAUUCGAGACCGGGAUACGAAUUUGUCUCUUCGGCAGUGUUUUACGGGGUUCUGUAUCCUUGCUGAACAGGGCCAUGACUACAUCGAGGGUGAAGGCUUCAGGCUUCGAGGUCAAGAUGGUCUACAGGCUUCUCUCCGCCCUUCUGGGCUCAGAGAACAUGCGGCUAAGGGCAGUCUAGUGACCGGGCUGAACGUGAACGUUACCCCGAAUACAAUCAUUCUCAGCCACCAGGAAGGGUCGAAUACGGAAUAUACUAUCUAUAAGUGUCUGUUAGACUCACGACCUAGUGGUUACGAUGACGAACUUAGUAACCACAAGCGAACCUGCAUCUAUAAGGAAUAUAAGAAAGUCAUCCACAUUCUUCGGUCUCUAUUAAUCUAUAUGCCCAAUACUAGAAAGCACAACGUUGAAUAUCAAAGGGGGACUAGAGCUGUGACUAUAUUAUUAGAAUAUGUACCUUAUAUCGAGCUACUAUCGCUGUUUAGGGACCCUAUAAUACGUGGACACACGAGUGGUAGGUAG
Molecule: messenger RNA, 621 nt
Organism: Penicillium coprophilum
Lineage: Eukaryota; Fungi; Ascomycota; Eurotiomycetes; Eurotiales; Aspergillaceae
Exons: 5
Coding region: 1-621 (206 amino acids)
Source: RefSeq, a predicted model, not a curated record